This is a messenger RNA of Lycium barbarum (goji berry), 2288 nucleotides long. RefSeq lists its product as uncharacterized. Bases 298 to 2139 code for a protein of 613 amino acids. The transcript is spliced from 9 exons. The record is from RefSeq and is a predicted model, not a curated record. Lineage: Eukaryota; Viridiplantae; Streptophyta; Magnoliopsida; Solanales; Solanaceae.
UCGAAAAGCAAUUUCCCAAAUAAACCUUAAGCAACGAAAAUACCCCUCAGGUUUAUUUCUUCAUUCCAAUUAACCAUGUCUCUCUGCCUAAUCACAAAAAAUAAUAAUUAGUAAAUGUUAAUUAUUCGAUUUUGAUACAAUCAUUUGGCUCUUCAGUUUCACGCUUAUCUCUCUCUCCCUCUUUUUUGUUUUGUUUUGUUCAAAAUUGUGAAUUUCAGCUUGGAAGAAUUAUGUGACUGAUAUUGUGGAAUUCUAUCAAGGUUCUAUAAAUCCUAUGUUGCAUAUUAUGCAUUUGCAAUGGAGGCAAGUGAAGCCAAAAUUGAGGAUAGAUUUGUUCCGGUAACAAACACGAAGGAGAUUGCUGAUCCUAUUGUUUACCAGCUUGUCCGGGUGGAUGGCGAUGGGAGACUAGUCCCGGCAACUCAGGAUGAAAUUAUGGCGGUUGAGGACUUGCUUGUUGAUGAUAAGUGUGAACCCAAGCUUGUCCCAGAUACCGGACAGGCUUCAGAAUCCUGCAGAACUGAAGGAUAUCUUCUGGAGAGAAAUCCUUUACAUGUUCCAGAAGGUAAAUUAGAGUCUGAAAACCCCGAAGUUGGUGCAGAAAAGUCAAAUGUGUUAGUUGGCCCAGUGCCCGACUUGGGACAAAUUGAAGCUCCUGAAAAGGUGGCUGUUCCUGGAUUGGCUCCUUGCUCAGAACUCAGCAAUAUUGACCCAUCUGUGAGGACCGAGGUAUGCUCCAAUUCCCAAGAUGCACCAAGUGAGGAUACACCAUCAACUUCUGCUGGUGGUUCUAGUUGGAAGCCAGACUUUUCAAAGUUGGAGGGGAAGAUAUGUUUAGACAACCUGACAGUUAAAGAACUUCACGAAACUUUUAAAGCAACUUUUGGAAGGGAAACUUCUGUCAAGGACAAACAGUGGCUUAAGAGGAGGAUUACCAUGGGGCUGACUAAUUCAUGUGAUUUUUCAUGCACUACUUUCAUAAUAAGAGAUAAUGUAGUGGUGACGAAAGGUGAAGAACAAAUAUGUCAUCAUGUAAAGAGCAGAAUUUCUGCACAUUCUGAAGAUGGAGUGGAAAAUUCAGACUCUAGAGAGUCGUUAGGUGACCAUGAUAACAGAAUAAAUAAUGAUGCUGAUUUUUCUGGGGCAGAUGUUUCCAGUUCAGCCUUUGAAAGUUGUAAUGUUACUAAAGAUCUGGACACAGAGCAGAGAACAGCCAAAAGAGCUCGCAAACCAACAAAAAGAUAUAUUGAAGAACUUUCAGAAAUAGAAUCUAGGGAAUCCAGUGAAAAGUUAGCAUCACCGGAUAAAAUCUCCAGAUACCGAUUUCCAUGUCCAGAAACUCAUAUGAGGCCCACCAAAAAUGUUAGGUCGAAUGUGAGACCUCUGGUCACCAGGCAAGAUUCUUUAGGAGGUUCUGGGGUUCAAAUUCCAUUUGUUUCUCGGAUUCGAAGGAGCCGUCCGCGUGUGAACUUCAUGCCUCUUUUGGAACUUCAGCCCAGUGGUAUGGACAUGGCAACCAGACAAGUGAGGAGUGGUUUUGACGUAUCUGGGCCACGAGAAGAUGAUAAGAGCAAUAAUGAGCUGAUCAAGACCAGUUCAUCUCCUGGGUGGACUCAACAGCCUCUUAUUGCUGCUUGUGAAAAAGACGAGCAUUACAGUGGGAUGAAAAUUGAUGAGCUAGAAAAUGACGUAGAGCUGAAUGACUGCUCUGAGGACAAUUCAGAUGAUAAUGUGGCAACUAUACCCACCCAAAAAGGAGGAAUGAGGAGAAAACAUCAUCGACCUUGGACUAUCAAUGAGGUUGUUAAGCUAGUGGAAGGUGUAGCCAGGUAUGGUGCUGGUAGAUGGUCUGAGAUAAAACGGCUUGCUUUUGCGUCUUGCCCUUAUCGAACUUCGGUGGACCUGAAGGACAAGUGGAGAAAUUUGCUGAAGGCUAGUUUUGUGCAGUUGCCUGCAGAAAAAGGGAUUCUGAAUUCCCGGAAACAGGCUUCAGUUCCAAUUCCUGCUCCAAUUCUCUCACGUGUGAGAGAGCUUGCUGAUAUGCAAGGUCAGAUCCCACCAAUUCUCGCUACGGGCAAGUCAAGUGGACAUAGUAGUAGUGGUAGAAGUGUACAUGAAGCUAGGUCUGGAUUUCUGUAAUUUCAACAUCAUAAGAGGUUUGUUUUUUGAAAUAAGCCUGAUGCUGACGGGCAAACAGUUCAAUAGCCGUUAUGUUUUAUAUGUGAAUGCCUCUUUUUGUGCGAUUUGACCUUGGUCAUUUUUAAUUAAAGGUUUUGAAGUUGAGAGUA